Molecule: messenger RNA, 1252 nt
Organism: Wyeomyia smithii (pitcher-plant mosquito)
Lineage: Eukaryota; Metazoa; Arthropoda; Insecta; Diptera; Culicidae
Product: dynein axonemal assembly factor 4-like
Exons: 2
Coding region: 103-1224 (373 amino acids)
Biological process (GO): inner dynein arm assembly; cilium movement; outer dynein arm assembly
Molecular function (GO): protein binding
Source: RefSeq, a predicted model, not a curated record
UCAUAGCAAUUGAAUCCGUUUCCGUGGCAACUUUUGUCGUUGUUUAUCCAAUAAAGACACCACGUGCGGCACAUUACAGUACAAUAGAAGAGAAGAUACAGGAUGCCUGUAAUUUUGAAGGAUUACACCUGGGAACAAAACCAGGACCAAGUAAUUGUUCGGGUUCCCUUUCCGGACAACCGGCUGUGCCGGAAGGAAGUGUUCACCAGUGCACAAUUGUUGAAAAUAAACAAAUUUCCGUACUAUUGGGAGAUUCUGCUGAGAUACCCUGUCCAAGAGGAAGCCAGUCGAUGCUCGCUGCUAGAAAAUGAAGUGAUUUUCCAACUGCAGAAGACAGAAAGUGGUCAAGAUUGGGAGCAUCUGGAGCUGGACUGCCCCAAAGCCGAAAGGCGCCGGUUGAAGGAAGAACUACUAGCGGACCACCAAAAGCGGUUGGAGGAAAAAUCAAAACAACGUGCCAUUGAGAAGGAUCAGAAAAAGAAGGAUGAGAUUUCCAAGCAGAUCGAGCGUGACAGUAACGAUAGAACGGAAGCUGAGAGACUUCUAGAGGAAAGCAAGAAGCGUGAAAUGGAACGGAUGGAGCAGGCGAGAAAAAAGGUACUGCCGAGGCGAGACACUCCUCGUCCUCAGCCGUUCAAAAAACCUCUCAGCGUGAUGCCUUCGAUCCGACAGAGUGGCGCAGUUCAGGUGACGUUCACCAAGCGCAACUUUGUCACUCCCAAGCGGGAGUCGAUGGAGCCGGACGAGCAGGAAUGGAUAAGAAAGCAAUCGCUGGCCAGAAAAGCGGUUGGUUUCGUUGAUGAUGGUGACCUCCGCCCGGAGGAACGCAACCCGGAGUGGCUGAAGCAAAAGGGGGAUUCGUUUUUCCAACAGAAAAAUUAUCUGGCGGCGAUUUCCGCCUACUCGGCGGGAAUCCGACUGGCAAAGGAAUACUAUUCGCUGUAUCUGAACCGAUCGGCGGCUCAUUUUGCGCUGGAGAAUUAUCAGAGAUGUGCUGAAGACUGCUCAACGGCAUUUGAUCUGCUCCAGCCACCGGUCGAGGCUAAUCGGAAAGCUCGUGUAGCCUGUCUAGCCCGCAGAGGAGCUGCUCUGGCCAAGCUGGGCUUCCUUCGCCAGGGCUUCGAAGAAAUGGUUGCAGCCGCCAAGCUGGACCCAGACAACGAUGGUCUUCGAGCAGAAGUUCAAAUGUUACAACAAAAGGUAGAGCAGGAGGAUUCUGACUAACGUGUUUUAUUAACAAUAAAAUUCAAUG